Messenger RNA from Umbelopsis ramanniana AG, 785 nucleotides. RefSeq lists its product as uncharacterized. The record is from RefSeq and is a predicted model, not a curated record. Lineage: Eukaryota; Fungi; Mucoromycota; Umbelopsidomycetes; Umbelopsidales; Umbelopsidaceae. The transcript is spliced from 6 exons. The coding region runs from base 237 to 668 and encodes 143 amino acids.
GGUAUUUACUUUCACAAAAGAACAAAGGGGUCGGAAAAGAUGACAAGCAGGUUCUCUAUCCAGUGUGAACUGUAGGCAGCCUACUUUGCCAAGUUGAAAUUAUGGACUGCCACCGACCUGGUGUGUGCCUGAUCCCAGCCUAAGAAUGGUGGGUGGAGGGACUAUUUUGUGGUAACUGAAAAUCAACCUCAGCUGACAAUUUGGAGUUUCUUUGUCUGCAUCGUUAUUAACAUAAAAUGCAAGCCGGUUCACCAUACCAUGGUCGAUCAUCAGAACAUGGGGCUUCCAGAAGCAACUCACAAACCCCUACACCCACCACUUUUGACUGUAUAUUUUGCAAGAAGAAUCUUCCCGCCGAAGCAUUUUCAAAAACGCAAUUGUCAAAGGUUACCUACAACCCUUGGGCACCUCAAGGCUUUAAAAACAAUAAGAAGAAGCAACAGAUUUGCUGUAAGCAGUGCACACCAGGGCAAUCUACUACCUUGACCUGCAUGAUUUGUACCAAGACCAAGAAGUUAGAAGACUUUGCCAAGGCACAACGAAGAAAUGCAGAAAAGGCUCGUUGUUUGGCGUGUAUGAAGAAGUACCACGAUGAAGACAUUUAUGACUCGGAAGACGACUUGGAUGAUGACUAUGGCGAUGGCGAAACUUGGAAUGAUGUACUGUAAUGCACUCUUGCCUUUAGGUAAUCCUACAUUAUAACUAAUAUCCCUUGUACUGCUUUUGUGAAUAUUCGAGACUGCGUUGGUGUAUUCAAUACAUACAAACAUUUAUACAUACAUAUU